This is a messenger RNA of Babesia microti strain RI, 630 nucleotides long. Its product is annotated as small subunit ribosomal protein S16. The coding region runs from base 1 to 630 and encodes 209 amino acids. Gene Ontology annotation, cellular component: ribosome; small ribosomal subunit. The transcript has 2 exons. Gene Ontology annotation, biological process: mitochondrial translation. NCBI's taxonomy places the organism in Eukaryota, Apicomplexa, Aconoidasida, Piroplasmida, Babesiidae. The record is from RefSeq and is a predicted model, not a curated record. Gene Ontology annotation, molecular function: structural constituent of ribosome.
AUGGUCUCUAAAAUAUUCAGUUACUAUUAUUCCAAAACCAGGGGACCUCCUCGAUUGAGGUUUCAAGUUAUGGGACAGAGGGGCCGUAAAUUUUACAAACUAGUAGCAGCUAAUCAAAGAGACCCAAAGAACGGCAAACAUAUGGAAGUAUUAGGAUCCGUUCAACAUAGACCCUCAGUACAAUCAUCAUCGCACAUAGAAUCUCCCCAUGGGACACUAACUGAGAUUAGGCUCCGUUUCAGUCGCGUAAAAUUUUGGUUAGCAGCUGGCUGCCAAUUUAACAUUUCAGUUGCAAGGACAUUGUAUAGCGCAAAUUUGAUCCCUCACCCGCCACCUAGAUACGGGUUACGUACAUGCGGACACUAUGAGGAGCUAAAAAAUAUAUACAACAGGGAACAGCAAGUCGCUAGGGAUCAGUUAAAUUAUUUCUAUAAAAUGGGAGGGAAACCGGAGUUCAUAACUUCACCGCAACAAUCCGAUCCAUCUGAACCUACACCUGCGGAAAUUGUGUCUAGGGCAAUUUAUCCAUCGCUUUUGCGUGAACACAUGCAUGCUAAUGCACACGUCACUAGUGAUCAUGAUAAGGAGCUGGAUUCCCCCGGCCACUUAAUCCGCAAAGUGGUUAGAUAA